AUGCUGCAGCGCUCCUCUUCCCUCCUUCGUUCCGCUCCCGCCUCUCGCGCCGCGUCUCUGGUCAGCGGUGCGCAGUGCUACGCCACCAAGGCCGGCGAGGCUGCUCCGCUGCUGAACAAGACCGUCGGCGAGCUGCUGAGCGAUCAGAAGGCCAAGUAUGAACACAAGGACGUGCUCGUCGUGUCCCACCAGGACAUCAAGUGGACCCACGUCGAGCUGGACAAGUACGUGCGAGGGUGGGGCAACGGCCUGCCGGAGGCCCGAGUCACGAGGAAGCCCGCUCCGGCCACCCCCGACCGAGUCCUCUCCUUCCUCGCCAACGAUGCCGAGAACAUCGUGACGCAGCUCGGCACGGCGACCGCCGGACGUAUCGUGGUGCCGGCCAGCCCCGAGACCACCGCCUCUCCCGCUGAAGUCGAUGCCGCCCUCAAAACGCUGCAGGCGCGCAUGGUGAUAGUCCCCGCCAGGUUCGAGGACCGCAACAACAUCGACGCCCUCAACGCGCUCGACGAGGAGAUCCCCACCUGGCCGCUGGGCGUCGCGCUCAACCUGAAGAAGUACCCGAACCUCAAGCACGUGGUCAACACCGGCGAGCAGUUCUACAGGGGUCACACCAUGUGGCGGGACCUGAUGGUGUACAACCCGACCCCCAGCAACCUCCCGGCUGCCGGCUCCGUCUCGCCCAGCGAGGCCGUGCUGGGCUACCUCUCCGGGGGCCAGACGGCGAUGUUCAGUCACAGCGCGGUGGUGAACAGCGGCGCCCUGUUCGGUAGCGUCGUGGGCCUCACCUCGAGCGACCGAAUCUGCGUCGCGUCGCCUCUGCACACCGGCCACGGCCUGCAAGCCAUCGUGGCUGCCAUCGCCCACGGCGCGGUGGCGGUGGUCCCGUCGCUUGUGUUCGAGGCCGACCAGGUGCUGGCCAGCCUCGCGCGGGACGUGUGCACCGUGCUCCAGGUCUCCCCGCAGCAGCUCAAGGCCGUCCUCGACUCCCCGGUCCUCGCCAAGCACGACCUCGCCGCCCUCCAGAAGCUCGUCAUCGUCGGUUCGGCACACGAAAGCUCCGCCGAGGUUGCCCAGCUCGUCGAGCGCGCCACGAGCGCGUUGAAGGUGAAGGAGGUGGUGGUGGCCCACACGGCCCCCAACGUGGCGGGCGUCUUGUUCGCCGGUAGCGCGACCCAGAACGCGUCCAGCCCUGCUGCUGGUCGUCUCCUGCCGCACGUCGAGGCCAAGCUUGUGGACGGCGGCAAGGCCGUCAAGCCCGGCGCCUCGGGCAAGCUCUACGUCCGAGGGUUCAACGUGACACAGGGCUACUGGGGCGCUGAGAAGGCGGCGGUGGACAAGGAGGGCUGGCUCGACACUGGCCUUCAGGCCUCGGCGUCUGCCGAUGGUCUCUACACCAUCAAGCACUAG
Acanthamoeba castellanii str. Neff is the source of this 1410-nucleotide messenger RNA. RefSeq names its product AMPbinding enzyme domain containing protein. Bases 1 to 1410 code for a protein of 469 amino acids. The transcript is spliced from 13 exons. NCBI's taxonomy places the organism in Eukaryota, Discosea, Longamoebia, Acanthamoebidae. Gene Ontology annotation, molecular function: medium-chain fatty acid-CoA ligase activity. The record is from RefSeq and is a predicted model, not a curated record. Gene Ontology annotation, biological process: fatty acid metabolic process.